Racocetra persica is the source of this 446-nucleotide messenger RNA. The record is from the annotation of a GenBank genome assembly. Lineage: Eukaryota; Fungi; Glomeromycota; Glomeromycetes; Diversisporales; Gigasporaceae.
AAGAGAGGAAUCGAUUAGAAUUUGCAAAUGGUUCUUCAAUCUCUCACCUGAUUUUUACCCUUGGAUCGAAUAUGAAUGGACGAGUGAGCAAUUCACCUUUGAGUAUAAAGGAGAAACACACGUUCUCUGGGAUAGAUUCACGGUACAAAUUGGAACCAGGACAAGGAGCAUCACACACGAACACACAAUCUAUACAGGUAAACAUGCACCUUAACGUGAGAUAUAAAGAUCCCCGUAACUUAAAAGAGUUGUUAACCGAGUUCGAGAUUGAGAAUGAGGAAUUUGAAAACUGGAUCAAUGCUAUUCCUGGUAGUUACCGAUGGUGGUUCGUUGCUACCGACCGACAGUUAAAAUUAAAAGAUAAGAUGUUGGGUGAAACAAUUUACCCAAGUAGUUUACGCUAUAAUGGUGAAAUGUUAUUAUACCUACUAACGAGUGGAAAAUUG